This is a messenger RNA of Sphenostylis stenocarpa, 444 nucleotides long. The record is from the annotation of a GenBank genome assembly. Lineage: Eukaryota; Viridiplantae; Streptophyta; Magnoliopsida; Fabales; Fabaceae.
AUGGCUGCAGGUUCUUCUUCAAAUUGGGUCAUGGAAAGUGCUCAUGAUGUUCCUCAUGUUUUGGCCGUUGAUGACAACCUUAUUGAUCGCAAACUCGUUGAGAAACUCCUCAGGAAUUCCUCUUGCAAAGUUACAACUGCAGAAAAUGGGCCAAGGGCAUUGGAGCUAUUGGGCUUGACAAGUGGGGGGCAGAACACAAUGAACGAUAGAUCCAAAGUAAAUUUGGUAAUCACAGACUAUUGCAUGCCAGGAAUGACAGGCUACGAGCUACUUAAGAAAAUUAAGGAAUCAUCUGUAAUGAAGGAGGUUCCAGUAGUGAUAAUGUCCUCUGAGAACAUACCAACGCGGAUUAACAAGUGUAUGGAAGAAGGAGCUCAGAUGUUCAUCUUAAAGCCCCUCAAACAAUCUGAUGUAAAAAAGCUGACAUGUCAGUUAAUGAAUUGA